AUGAAUGGAUCCUUUUUCAACCAGACACUCUUGGAGCAGGGAGCUGAUCCCAACAGGACCCAAGGUUUGGGGAUGCUCAUGACCUGCUGCAACGGGACCAGCUCGGUGUUGGCUACUGCUGGCAGCUCCUCAGCCCUGGUACCUGAUGAGAGGAGCCUUUACAUCACCAGGGUGGUACAGAUUGCUGUCCUCUGUGUCCUCUCCUUAACUGUCAUGUUUGGCAUCUUCUUCUUGGGCUGUAACCUGCUGAUUAAGUCAGAGAGCAUGAUCAAUUUCCUGGUCAAGGACAGAAGACCUUCCAAAGAUGUUGGAGCUGCCAUCAUGGGACUUUACUGA
Colius striatus (speckled mousebird) is the source of this 336-nucleotide messenger RNA. RefSeq names its product reprimo like (gene RPRML). Bases 1 to 336 code for a protein of 111 amino acids. The record is from RefSeq and is a predicted model, not a curated record. Lineage: Eukaryota; Metazoa; Chordata; Aves; Coliiformes; Coliidae. The transcript has a single exon.